Choloepus didactylus (southern two-toed sloth) is the source of this 3666-nucleotide messenger RNA. It is a transcript of the gene SLC19A2, whose product is annotated as solute carrier family 19 member 2. NCBI's taxonomy places the organism in Eukaryota, Metazoa, Chordata, Mammalia, Pilosa, Megalonychidae. Gene Ontology annotation, cellular component: plasma membrane. Gene Ontology annotation, molecular function: vitamin transmembrane transporter activity. Gene Ontology annotation, biological process: transmembrane transport; vitamin transport. The transcript has 6 exons. The record is from RefSeq and is a predicted model, not a curated record. Bases 211 to 1704 code for a protein of 497 amino acids.
UACACAUGAGGCGGCUGCCGAGGGCAGAGGGCCUCAACGCUGCAGUAAGAGUCAGCGGCUGCGCCUGGGACCGCCAGGCAAGGCCGGGAGGAGGCGCCGCUUUCGGUUACAGGUGCCCGCGCUGGGGCAACCACCGAACAUCGCUGAGUUGGAGGAGGAGAAAAAGGAGAAGGAAGAGGCCAGGCCGGGUCCCCGUCCCUCGCUCCCCGGAUGGAUGUGUCGGGCCCUGCGUCCCGGCGGGCUGCGGCGGCGGCGGCCACCAUGCUCCUGCGCACGGCUCGGGUCCCUCGCGAGUGCUGGUUCUUGCCCACGGCGCUGCUCUGCGCCUACGGCUUCUUCGCCAGCCUCAGGCCGUCCGAGCCCUUCCUCACUCCCUACCUGCUAGGGCCCGACAAGAACCUCACCGAGAAGGAGGUCUUCAAUGAAAUUUAUCCAGUAUGGACUUACUCUUACCUGGUGCUGCUGUUUCCUGUGUUCCUUGCCACAGAUUACCUCCGUUAUAAACCUGUUGUUUUGCUGCAAGGACUCAGCCUUAUCAUUACAUGGUUCAUGCUGCUCUAUGCCCAGGGAUUGCUGGCUAUUCAGUUCUUGGAAUUCUUCUAUGGCAUUGCCACAGCCACUGAAAUUGCUUAUUACUCUUAUAUCUACAGUGUAGUAGACCUGGGCAUGUACCAGAAAGUCACAAGUUACUGCCGAAGUGCCACCUUGGUGGGCUUCACAGUAGGCUCCAUCCUGGGGCAAAUUCUCAUUUCAGUGGGUGGCUGGUCCCUGUUCAGCCUGAACGUCAUCUCUCUUACCUGUGUUUCUGUGGCAUUUGCUGUGGCCUGGUUUUUGCCCAUGCCACAGAAGAGCCUUUUCUUUCACCAUGUUCCUUCUACCUGCCAAGCAGUGAAUGGCAUCAAGGUACAAAAUGGUGGCAUUGUUACUGGCACUCCAGCUUCUAAUCACCUUCCAGGUUGGGAGGACACUGAGUCAAAAAUCCCUCUAAAUAUGGAGGAGCCUCCCAUGGAGGAACUGGAAUCCAAGCCAGACCAUUUCCUUGUGCUCAAGUUACUAUGGAAUGAUUUCUUGAUGUGCUACUCCUCACGCCCUCUGCUCUGCUGGUCUGUAUGGUGGGCCCUCUCCACUUGUGGCUAUUUUCAAGUCGUGAACUAUGCACAGGGCCUGUGGGAGAAGGUGAUGCCUUCUCGCCAUGCUGCUAUCUAUAAUGGUGGAGUGGAAGCUGUUUCAGCCUUACUGGGUGCUGUUGCUGUUUUUGUGGUUGGUUAUAUAAAAAUAUCCUGGUCAACCUGGGGAGAAAUGACUCUGUCUCUGUUUUUUCUCCUGAUUGCUGCCACAGUGUUUAUCAUGGACACUGUGUGUAACAUUUGGGUGUGCUACGCAUCCUAUAUUGUCUUCAGAAUCAUCUACAUGUUACUCAUCACUAUAGCAACGUUCCAGAUUGCUGCAAACCUCAGUAUGGAGCGCUAUGCUCUAGUGUUUGGUGUCAAUACCUUCAUUGCUCUGGCCCUGCAGACUCUGCUUACUCUAAUUGUGGUAGAUGCCAGUGGCCUUGGCUUAGAAAUUACCACUCAGUUCCUGAUCUAUGCUGGUUAUUUUGCACUCAUCGCUGUGGUUUUCCUGGUUAAUGGUGCAGUCAGUAUUAUGAAGAAUUAUAGAAAGCAGGAAGAUCCAGAAUCAAGUUCUCAAGUAACCACUUCAUAAUCCACUGCUGAAGGGCUUCUUCUUAUAGCAAGAACUCUGCACAGCAACUGUGCCUGGAUGUAUUUAAUUUUUUAAAGUGUAAGCAUAUAUUUAUGAAUGUUCUUUUCAUGGCUUCAAAGCAGCCAUUUGACUAAUACCUUGUGUUCCUUGGAGUUACAUAAUGUUGUUCAAAGGAGUGAGAAGUGAAGUUCAUUCCGUGAAUUAUUUAUGAGAGCUAAUCAAAGAUGACUUUUUUCUGAUUCAGAAGUGAACUUGAUUUUGAAAACCAAGUAAUGAAGAGCAAUCAAGCAGCACAUGGUGUUGAAUACCUGAUUACCAACUGAGUUUGAUGCUUUACACUUGUGUAUCAUCUUGGCCAGAAGUUUGGCCUGGUAGGACCAGGGCUUCACAGGUACCACAGGAUGUUACAGGUCAGGUUGGAAAUAUGUUUUAACAAUGCCUGUUGCUGUUCAGUUUCAUUAUUUCUGUGUUUACCCAUGUGCAUUUGUGUGUGUGUGUUUUUUUUUUCACAGAUGAGAAUUGUUCCUAUCAUUGGCAAUAUUUGCUCUGUUCUGUCCUAUAAGCAGUAUGUGUCAUUUCCAAUUUUGAGUUAUUUUAAAAAAUUCAUUUUAAGAAUGUUCUCAGUACCCAUAUUAACAGUUAUGUAUUUGUAUAGAUUUUCUUUAGAGCCACAUUUGCAUUAUUCAUAUGCUUCCAGAGAAGCUCGUUUAGCUAGAAAAGAAGGCAAGUUUUGAAGUCUGCUAAGAAUCUAAAUGAAGAAACCUAAUCAGAAACUUUAUGGUAGGUCCAGUGCUUGCUUUUAGCUCUUCAGUAUGAAAGAUUAUUAAUUCCAUGAGGAAAAGUUAGUUUAUGGGCUAAGGAUACAACUAGCUCGUUUUGCAUUUCUUUUUAUUUUCAAAAUAAAAUGAAGAAAUUUUUGUUGUUGUUGUUUUUACAGCUUCAUCCCCAUUUAUCACUUUUAUAUUGCUUUGUCUUCCUUGUCCAAAGUAAGGAUGGCAUUAGGAGAUGGAUUAUUCCAAGGCCUUUUUCAGAAACUGAGCCUCUUUUUAAUUCUUUCAAGGAGCUAGAAUAGACUUGAUUCCUGGAUUUUGCACAUGAAAUCUGCCUUUUUUUUUUUUCCUAAGCGUGGCUUAUCUUGAAUAUUUGCUUAAAGUAAGAAUUGUUAAUGAUUCCAUUUCCAAGUUACUUGAAGAAAUAAUUAUUCUGUAUAUGUUUAAUUCUGAAGUCAGUCUACCAAGUAGCUGCUAGUCUAUGUGAGACAUGAAAACUAUUUUAAAUUUUUGAAAAGCCAACUUUGUUGCCUUAUUUUGAAAUGAAUCUCUAGGUAGGUGCUUUUAACUGGGUGUUAACUUUUUUAGAUUAACUCAAUUAAACAGUGUUAAUAAUGGUGUCAAGAUCACAAAAUUAACAUAUUCAUUUGGUUUAAGCAGGACUCCUAGAAGCAAAUGAAUGGAGUUAAUAAUAGGUCAUUUUCCAUUCACCUUCCUUUCCAAUUAUGGGGCAGAAAAGGAACACUACUAGCUAAGGAAGGGCAGGGGAAGUGAUGUCAUAAAUAGCUGUCAUGUAAAGCCUUCAACUUUAUAUUUUGUCCUAUUUUCUUUUCCUGUGUUUUGCUUUUGCCACAUAGGGAAUUGUUUUCUCAGAAACAAGUAGAAAAGUGGUGUUUGAGUGAUUGUAUUUAAUCUUCAUUUUUAAAAAUAAAAUUGACUGUGAUACAAUCAAAUUGCACAUUACCAAAGCAGCAUUUCCUGUAAUUUAAUUCGAAGUUUGUGACACACAACCUGAGCCUUUAUUUAAGAUAAGAAUAAGUUCACAUCUUGGUGUGUGGCCAUAUUUGUAGAAUAUUGAACCCAAUUUACAAAUUGUUACUGUAUGCAGUUUUGCAAAGAAGUGAACAUUAUUUGUUGUACUUUGCAUCAAUUCUGUAUAGGUUAUAAAAAUUAUUUUUAUUAAAUAAAGAUU